GGAGGUGGAGCCGAACCUCAGAGGUCCUGAGAUAGUCACCAUGGGGGAAAGCAACACGCCUGCGGCUGAAGCCCCCUUCUCCUUCCGAUCGCUUUUCGGCCUUGACGAUUUGAAAAUAAGUCCGGCUGUGCCAGACGCAGAUGAAGUCGCUGCGCAGAUCCUGUCGCUGCUGCCGCUGAAGUUCUUCCCCAUCAUCGUCAUCGGGAUCAUCGCGUUGAUACUGGCACUGGCCAUCGGUCUGGGCAUCCACUUCGACUGCUCCGGGAAGUACAGGUGUCGUUCAUCUUUUAAGUGUAUCGAACUGACAGCUCGAUGCGACGGGGUCUCAGACUGCAGAGACGGGGAAGACGAGUACCGAUGCGUCCGGGUGAGCGGUCAGAGCGCCGUGCUCCAGGUGUUCGCAGCUGCUUCGUGGAGGACUGUGUGCUCCGAUGACUGGAAAGGUCACUACACGAAAGUUGCCUGCGCCCAGCUGGGUUUUCCAAGCUACGUCAGUUCAGAUAACCUCCGGGUGAGCUCGGUUGAGGAGCAGUUCCAGGAGGCCUUUGUGUCCAUCAAUCACCUCUUGCCAGAUGACAAGGUGACGGCCUUGCACCACGCCGUGUAUGUGAGGGAGGGAUGUGCCUCGGGUCACGUGGUUACCGUGAAGUGCACAGCCUGUGGUCUGAGAAUGGGCUACAGCUCGCGCAUCGUCGGCGGAAACACGUCCACGCUGGCGCAGUGGCCCUGGCAGGUCAGCCUCCAGUUCCAGGGCUACCACCUGUGCGGGGGCUCUGUCAUCGCCCCGCUGUGGGUCGUCACUGCUGCACACUGUGUUUACGACCUGUACCUCCCCAAGUUCUGGAGCAUCCAGGUGGGCCUCGUGUCCUUGCUGGACAGCCCGGCCCCCUCCCAUCUGGUGGAGAAGAUCGUCUACCACAGCAAGUACAAGCCGAAGAGGCUGGGCAACGACAUCGCCCUCAUGAAGCUGGCUGGGCCGCUCACGUUCGAUGAGAUGACCCAACCCGUCUGCCUGCCCAACUCGGAAGAGAGAUUUCCGGACGGGAAGGUGUGCUGGACGUCGGGAUGGGGUGCCACCGAAGAUGGAGCAGGUGACGCCUCCCCUGUCCUGAACCACGCGGCUGUCCCUCUGAUUUCCAACAAGAUCUGUAACCACAGGGAGGUGUACGGCGGCAUCAUCUCCCCGUCCAUGCUCUGUGCGGGCUACCUGAAGGGCGGUGUAGACAGCUGCCAGGGGGACAGCGGGGGGCCCCUGGUGUGUCAAGAGAGGAGGGUGUGGAAGUUGGUGGGAGCGACUAGCUUUGGCAUCGGCUGUGCCGAGGCGAACAAGCCUGGCGUCUACACCCGCAUCACCUCCUUCCUGGACUGGAUCCACGAGCAGAUGGAGAGGGACCUGAAAACUUGAACAGUGAGGGGACGAGCCGCCACCAUGUGUUCCUGCGGUGACGGAGACAGCCCGGCCCUCCCUGGCCCCCGCGUGGGAACGUGGACGUGAGCAGAUGGCCUCCGUGCUCUGCUUUCCGGCACCCUCAGCAGAGCCGAGAG
Molecule: messenger RNA, 1545 nt
Organism: Propithecus coquereli (Coquerel's sifaka)
Lineage: Eukaryota; Metazoa; Chordata; Mammalia; Primates; Indriidae
Gene: TMPRSS3
Product: transmembrane protease, serine 3
Exons: 12
Coding region: 41-1405 (454 amino acids)
Biological process (GO): proteolysis
Cellular component (GO): membrane
Molecular function (GO): serine-type endopeptidase activity; protein binding
Source: RefSeq, a predicted model, not a curated record